GUCGAAGAAUUGUGGAGUUGCGGAGGUGCGGGAGCAGCAGCCGAAGCGCAAAACGGACGCAAAUGGAGAGGCGGGAUGCGGGAGAUUGAUGAACAAACGAGCGCCGGCCAGACAUAAUAAAGGAGGCGAGCUCUGCAGGGGAUGAUGGCGAGCGGCCUUGCGGGAGCAGGGAUCGGGGUCGGCGUCGGGGUGGUGGGCAGUGGCGAGGGCUUGAGGUUUAGGGAUUUGGUGACAGGGGAGACUGGCGCCGGAGGCGCCAAGGGCGCUGCCGAGUGGACGGAUGUGGCCGUCGCCACUUUCCUCGACUGCUUCGCCGAGAAGUAUGCCGCCGUGAAGCACAAGAAUUUGCGAGGCAAGGACUGGAAAGAGGUCGUGGAUAAUCUCAACAAACGCUGUGUGCCUGAGGGCGGCCCGUUCUUCGAGUACAAGCAAUGUCGGAACAAGUUGGAUGGUUUGAAGAAACGGUUUCGGCAAGAAAAGGAGAGCUUGAACGCCAAUUCUCAGCCGAGCAAAUGGCAGUGGUUUUCUCGUAUGUGUGAAUUGAAAGGUAAGAGGGCUCCCCGGGUCAACUCGUCCGCUGGAGUCGGAGCUGGCGUGGGUGUUGUUGGUGGCAUCGCUCCUAUCGGUGGAGUCGGUGGUAUUGUUCCAGGUAUAGUAGUUCCCUUGGAGAAAUCAGAGUUGGACUUGACCGAAGGCGCGGACAAUACUUCAGAUAGUAAGGAACAGCCUGAUGGUACAGAUGGCUUGCCUGGGGGUCUCCCUGGUGAUCUCCCCGAUGGGGUUGGGACUCCCUUUUGCAGUCAGAAUGAAGCCGAUACUGCAAGUCCGAGGAGCAAGCCAAGAGCCGGUGUUGGCAAGAAAACUCGUAAGCGGAGGAGAAGUCAUCUGCACACUCCAUGUGCUCCUGAGCUCAUGCCAGUCGGUCCGAACAAACAGCCGUUUUUGUGGCCCGGAGAUGCUGCUCAACGAAGGCCCGUGGCAACUGAUCGGACUUAUAAGCUGAAGAUCAAACGAUCUGGAGAAGAGGAUUUCGAUGAUCUUUUCCACCUAACUGGAGAUACAGUGCAGGAUUUGAUCGACAGCUUUAAGUCGGUAUACUGGGAAGAAGAAAAUACACAGGUUCGUGUACAAUUGAAGGACAAGGUUUCGGACGCCUGGGUUACCGUAGCUCCUUCUGUGUCACUUUCCCAAUACGGAAUUGAAGCACAAAUUAUUAUCAAACCUCAAGGAAGCCGGGUUCUUGGAUACCCAGCAAUUCCCCUGACAGUGGGGCAGAUGGUUUUGCCAGGUGUUUGACACCACGUUGCAAUGAUGAAGUUUUGACACUAUUACUCCUUGGAGAGGAGCAGACAUGUAAUGGAGUUGAACAGGAUAUGCUGUGACCUCCUCUAUUAAAUAUGAAGCCCAAGAUCGUCGAGUGACCGGUGUAGCCCGAAGAAUGGCACGGGUUUCAACAAGCUCAACAUUCAAUUGAAGUUCGUGAAACCGAGCGUCCGUCGGCUCCUCUAGGUUUGAGGUUGAUAGUUUUCUAUCUGCCUGCCCACAAGAACGGAAGUGUGUACCGCAAGGAUCUUCCAGUUUAAAUGCAGUAGAUUUUCACCGUGAAUCACUGGAGAGUAAGUUUGAAAGUCUCUCCAUUUUUUGAAUAGAGGUCAAAGCAGGAGCUGCGUACUUCAAUGUUAGUCAAUGAACAGAGUUAGAGGUAGUGUGCACAUUGCACAGAACACAGAAUACAGUCAAGUUUAGGAAAGGGGCGACCAAGCUUCAGCAGAUUUAAAUGAUGUCGUUGAGUCAAUCAAUUUUUGAAAUGGAAACAGCACUUGCUGUCGCGGAUCAACAUGAUACUUGGUUCUAGGCCUUGGC
Molecule: messenger RNA, 1863 nt
Organism: Marchantia polymorpha subsp. ruderalis
Lineage: Eukaryota; Viridiplantae; Streptophyta; Marchantiopsida; Marchantiales; Marchantiaceae
Source: the annotation of a GenBank genome assembly